AUGUCGGUCCCGGAGGGUACGGCGGCUAUCCGCGAGGCAAUCGAGGCGAGGCGCUCAAAAAUCAAGACACCCGGUGAAUCUCUCAAGACGCUGGAGAGAGAUGCUUCGCGCAAAAAAGCCUGGUGGAACGAGAAAAUCCAGAUAGCUUGCAUGGACAAGGACGGUGAGCCGAUCCAAGGAUGCGCAUGGAAAGUCCCUCGACGCCGCCUCACCGAGGUCGUGCUGCGGAACAUGUGCUUGACCUGCCCGGAACACGUCAAGAUCGAGUACCUCAAGGACCAGACCACGGGGGACAUCGUGUGGCCGCCGCAUGCCCAGAUGCACUGCCAUCCGUUGCCUUGGAACUACGCCGUCGUCGCCAUGGAAGAGAAAGAGGUGAUUGAUCGCUCGAGAGACCCUACGUACUACGGAGACGUGCAGAUCAUGAUCUUCAACGUGCCGCUCAACACGAACAACGAGAAGACCGAGGCUCGAGAGAUCGUACGGACUCUGGAGGCGGAGGCUAAGAUGGUGGAGCACCAACUGUCGAGGGUGGGGUACAUGAAGUUCACGAAGAAGACCGGGUUCGGCAAGGACGAGAAGCAGUUGCUUACGGACGAGGAGCAAGCCGCCAAGAGGGAGGAGAGGAACGAGGCUCUCAGCGCGGAGAGAGAUAAGAUGGAAGAAGACGUGGCAGAGGCUCGCGACAUGCUGGAGGGAAUCCUGAAGAAGACGAAAGACACCCCUGUCCAUCUGGAGCAGGGCAACGUGCAGAAGAAGGUCGGCAACUGCACCUACUACGUCUCCUUCCCGGGGUUCUAUGGGCCAACUCUUGAAGACAUCGUAUGCGCCAAGACGGAUUGGCCAGGCAUCAAGCUGGCCGCCGCCCACGACGACCUUCCCCCCUGGGCUGGUAGGGGAGAGAUCCCCGAUGGCUCCAAGUCAUACAUCAAGAGGUACACUGAGCACGCUAUCAACAUGCGCGCGGUGCAGAUCUGUCGCCUGCAGCAUGGGUUCGGGCAGCACAAGACCCCACUCAGCACGAGAGGGGGGGCAACUCCCGCGCCUACCAGCCCAGCCAACGCCUCCCUUGCAGUGAGACCCCUGAGAGAUACCAGCUCCGCCCCGAGGCCUCCAACCGCGACGGGUGGUAACGUUACGGGUGGCCAGGCAAAGGAGGGGGGGCAGGGGAAGGGGGUAGAAGACGAACUUCCGUUUGCUGGGAAGGAGUUCUACUUCUACCACGGCGAGUUUGCCGAAGGGCUGAAGAGCGGCUUCGGCAUGGAGUUUACAAAUGCCGACGUGUACUACGGGGAGUACAAGAAGGGCAAAAGAAACGGCGUCGGCGCUCUUCAGUGUGCCAACGGGGAUCGCAUCGAGGGGAACUUUGUCUCCGAAACUCGGUUCCCGGAGGCUGGCAGCGAGCCGAAUCCCUACACGGCGGGGGUGUCCCACGGGAUCGUCGAGAUCAAUUACGCAAGUGGCGGGACCUACAGGGGCGAGAUGAAGCACGGCCGCAUCACCGGGAAGGGGGAGUUCGUGAGCUGCUUGGGAGAGAGAUAUAGCGGAGAUUUCAUGAACGGGCGUCUUCACGGCACAGGAUCCAUGGUGGACGUCGUGGGACAGGUCUGGGAGGGGCAGUGGUGCGAAGGGGCCAUGCAUGGCGAGGGCAGGCACUCCGCCCCUGAGAUGGGCGAGUACGAGGGAGACUGGGUCAACGGGGAGUUCCAAGGGAAAGGAAGGAUAUCUUUCAGAGGGGGAAACACGUACGAAGGCUUUUUCUUGGACAACAGACGGUCCGGCCCGGGCACCCUGUUCCGGGGCAACGUAAAGCGGGUCUACGAUCCGAGGUCGGGAAAGAAGGCCAUCAAGAGCAACCGGAUCUACGAGGGCAACUGGCGGGCCAGCGAGCUCCGAACUGGAAGCAUGGUGACCAUGACGAAGGCCGGGGUGACACACUGCGCAGGGCCCAACAAAGGCGUCUGGUACAACAGGGCCGUGGAUCGCAUCAAACGCAGAGAGACGCAGACGCACCGCAAGACGGUGGAAUCGCUCGAUUUCUACGGACGGUACCAGACCUUGCUGCGAACAGAGGUGCAGAAGAAGAAGUCUCGUCUAUACUCCAAGCAGGUCAAGCAAGCAAAUCAGGACCUGAUCAACGACCACGUGAAGAAGAUCACCGCUGAGGAACUCAGAGAAGUAUUCGUGGCGAGGGCGAUCAACCUAGAACAGAUCAUGCGGGUCACCGGCAAGCAGCUGGAGGCCGAACCCGGAUCGGGCGCCAUCGCCAAGGCGUCGGAAAAGCUCGACAGAAUCGCGGCGUCGAAGGGCAGGAGCGCCAACGGGACCACCCUGAGCAGGCUGCUCUUGUCUCGCUUGGAGGAGGCGCAGGAGCUACAGGAAGUUGUAAGGACAUGA
Ectocarpus siliculosus is the source of this 2397-nucleotide messenger RNA. Lineage: Eukaryota; Phaeophyceae; Ectocarpales; Ectocarpaceae. The record is from the annotation of a GenBank genome assembly.